Molecule: messenger RNA, 2244 nt
Organism: Zingiber officinale
Lineage: Eukaryota; Viridiplantae; Streptophyta; Magnoliopsida; Zingiberales; Zingiberaceae
Exons: 6
Coding region: 10-2097 (695 amino acids)
Source: RefSeq, a predicted model, not a curated record
GACGGUUGUAUGCUAUAUUGGGGAGAUGAUGCAGAUGCAAAUGUUUGUAGAUUCUGUAAUCAAGAUAGGUACAAGAUCUCUAGAAGGAGUCAACAACGACGUAAAUCAUACAGUCAGUUAUUUUAUUUGCCAUUAACUCCUAGGUUACAAAGACUUUAUGCAUCAAAGACCACUGCUCAACACAUGACUUGGCAUGCAAAUCAUCGAACAGAGGAGGGAUUAAUGUGUCAUCCAUCAGAUGCAGAGGCAUGGAAAAAUUUUGAUAGAACAUAUCCUGAAUUUGCGAAGGAGACUCGAAACAUUCGGUUAGGUCUUUGUGCUGAUGGUUUUGCUCCAUUUAGUAAAUCAGGAAGACAGUAUUCUUGUUGGCCAGUUAUAUUAACUCCAUAUAAUCUUCCACCUGGGAUGUGCAUGAAAACACCGUAUAUGUUUUUAACAUUAGUUGUGCCUGGCCCGCAAAAUCCAAAGAAGUUAAUAGAUGUUUAUAUGCAACCACUGAUUGCAGAGCUAAAACAACUAUGGGAUGAAGGGUUUCCUACAUAUGACGUCCAUACUAAUCAGAUGUUUGUUAUGAAGGCUGCUCUUCUUUGGACCAUUAAUGACUUUCCAGCUUAUGGAAUGCUAUCUGGUUGGAGUACUGCGGGAAUCUUAGGUUGCCCAAUAUGUAUGGAGAGAUCAAAGUCGAUCAGAUUGAAAUAUGGAAGAAAGCCGAGUUAUUUUGAUUGUCAUAGGCAAUUUUUACCAUUAAAUCAUAAUUUCAGAAGGAAUAAAGAUGAGUUCACUAGGAAUAGAAUUGAAAGAACACCUCCGCCAUUAAGAUUGACAGGUCAAGAUAUUUGGUAUAGAGUGUGUCACUUUCCAUCUGUUAUUGAAGAACCACAUGGUACAACAUAUGAAUAUGGAAGCACUCAUAAAUGGACUAAGCGGAGUAUAUUUUGGGAUUUACCUUAUUGGUAUAGUAAUUUAAUUCAUCAUAAUCUGGAUGUAAUGCAUAUUGAGAAAAAUGUUUUUGAUAAUCUCAUAAAUACAGUGAUGGAUAUUACCGGAAAAACAAAAGAUAAUUUGAAUGCAAGAAAAGAUAUGCGACUAAUUUGUAAACGACCCACUCUUGAUGUGGAUGAAAGUAGUAGGGGACCAAAGCCAAAGGCAAUUUAUACAUUGAAUAAAGAACAGAGACGUGUUGUUUGUGAAUGGUUGAAAUCAUUGAGAUUUCCUGAUGGGUAUGUCUCUAAUCUUGGGAGAUGCGUCGAUAUGAAGGAAUUCAAAUUGAUUGGUUUGAAAAGUCACGAUUGUCAUAUAUUUAUGGAAAGACUUAUUCCAAUUGCUUUUAAGGAACUCUUACCAAAUUUUGUAUGGGGUACAAUUACGGAGUUAAGCAUUUUCCUUCAUGAUAUUUCCUCAACAGUUUUGAGAUAUUCACAGAUGGAGAAGUUAGAAAGAGACAUUCCAAUUAUUUUGUGUAAUUUAGAAAGAAUCUUUCCACCUUCAUUUUUUGAUUCAAUGGAACAUCUUUUGGUUCACUUGCCAUACGAGGCCAAAGUUGGAGGACCAGUCCAUUUUCGAUGGAUGUAUCCAUUUGAAAGAUUUUUAUAUCAUUUGAAGAAAAAAGUAAAAAAUAAGGCACAUGUUGAAGCCUCUAUUGUUAAUGCAUACAUUGUGGAGGAAGUAACAACUUUUGCAUCGUAUUAUUUUGAGCCUCACAUUCAGACCAAAAGACGAAGACCUGGAAGAAAUGAUGAAGGUCCUAUUGAUCCCAAUACGAACAUAUUCUCAAUUUUUAAUUAUCUUGGUCGACCGAGUGGACAAUGUAAGCAAAGAUAUUUAACUGAUCAAGAAUGGCGAGCAGCCCAGACAUAUGUUUUACUUAAUUGUCCAGAAGUAUCACCAUAUUUCGAGAUUUUUCAAAACUUGUAUUCUGAUAUGCCAACACUAGAGUUUGAUCGUUUCUGCGAUCAAGAAUUUGCACCUUGGUUCAAAUCAUAUGUUUAUGAUAAUCAAGCUCAUCUCGAACAUCAAAUGUUAUUUCAUCUAUCUUGGGGUCCAAAAGCAAUGGUCAUUAGAGGUGAGACAUUAUCACUGCAGAUUCUCGCUCUCUGACUUUUAUAUUAUGGAUAUUUUUCGACGGGCACGCCAUAGACGACACCAUUCAAGCAUUGGCCAGAUUGAUUCACCAUCUGAUAGGAUGGUACCUACGCCCUCCCCUCAGGCAGGACCUUCUCGUGGGCAGUCGCCAGCAGAACCUUC